This is a messenger RNA of Funneliformis geosporum, 475 nucleotides long. Lineage: Eukaryota; Fungi; Glomeromycota; Glomeromycetes; Glomerales; Glomeraceae. The record is from the annotation of a GenBank genome assembly.
AUGCCUGUUAGAGAUUAUCUUUGUACUGUGAAUAUGAAUAUAUGCUAUUCUAUUGAUGGAGGAUAUAGAUCUUAUCAUGUUCCGCAAAAUCAACUUCAUAACUAUAUAAGUUAUUCUGAGCAUAAGAGACGCCAAUUGUCUGAUAGACUAAAACCUGCUCGUCAAAUGACGCCUGCUCCUAUGACGAUAGUUAAAGAGAUGUGUGAAAAUUUCAUAACAAGUUUUAUCGAUCAUAACAUUCAGAAUACAAUACCAGAUAAACUAAUUCACGAUGGGUCCUGGAAAGAAUCGGAAGAAAAAAUCGCGGAUGUUAUAAAAGAAGUUUUAAUUCUUCUGGAAGAUAUUUGGAUUAACCCAGCUUUUAAUUCUGAACUUGCGAAAUCGCUAAAUGAAGGAACCUAUCAAUCAACAGUUAUUCUAUUGUCUAUUCGAGCAACAUUAAAAAAUCUUCCUUUUAGAUUAUCCUCAUUUAUCA